GGUUUCACAGGAAAGUGUGGCAUUCACAACCCAGCGCUCAUGCAGUACAGACCGUCCACAGCCUCUGGCCAGAUCCCAAACACACUCAGAGAGAGAAAGAGAGAGAGGAGAGCAGAUGUGGUGAGUGUGACAGAGGAGGGAACAGUUAGGUGAACUCUAAAGGGGAAUCCUAAGAGCAGAAAGAAAGGCGAGUAAGGACACAGAACUUUCCACUGCUUGCAUCCUUUCACAUUCCACGCUAUUUUACCACAUUCUCAAGCUUUUAAACAUGGAAGUGAUUGAAGACCACCAUCUGCACCUGGAGGUGCCUGACCCACACAGAUCCCUUACUGAGAUCUCAGAAGAUGAAAUCAACCUCCCAGCCUCUGAUGAUGAAGAUGAGGCCAUCGCCGAGAACAAAGCAAAAGCUGCUGAUGAGAAAGAAGAAGCUGGUGUGGGAGACAAAGGUGAGAUGAAUGGAGUCAUGGUCCUGGCGCUGCUGGACAAAAUCAUUGGAGCCGUGGACCAGAUCCAGCAGACUCAGGCUGGGCUGGAAGUCCGUCAGCGGGAGAUGGAGAGAUCAGUGACAGGCAUCCAGGGGGAACUCACCAAACUGUCGAAGAGCCACACCACCACAGCCAACACGGUCAAUAAGAUGCUGGAGAAAGUGCGGAAAGUCAGUGUGAAUGUGAAGACGGUGCGAGGGAACCUGGAAAAACAGGCCGGGCAGAUCAAACGCCUGGAGAGCAACGAGAAUGAACUUCUGAAGAGAAGAAACUUCAAAGUCAUGAUCUACCAGGAUGAAGUGAAAAUACCUUCAAAAGUCAGUGUGGCCAAGUCCAUGAAGCUUCCAGAGCCUGUGGAAGGAGAAGCUGUAGGGGAACACAAAGCAGCAGCAGAGGAAGGAGGAGAAGACAAAGAGAAAGUCAAUCUGGACCUGUCCUCAGAUGAAGAGGAGGUGGAGAUCGAGGAGACCAUCGAGGAGUCUCGAGCAGAACGGAUCAAACGAAGCAGCCUGCAACGCGUCCAGAACAUCAAAACUGUUUUCUCCAAGGAAAAAAUGGAGAAAACCAAGCAAAAGACCAAGGAGAAUUUGGAGAAGACCAAACAGAAGACCAAAGAGAACUUGGAGAAAACUCGCAUGAAGACCAAAGAGAACUUGGAAAAGACCAGGCAGAAGACCAAGGAGAAUCUUGAGAAGACCAAACAGAAGACCAGGGAGAACCUGGAAAAAACACGUCACAACAUAGAGAAAAAGAUGGGCAAACUCGGCAAUCGGAUGUCUGUGAACCCCGAGCGCAAGGAGAAGAUCAAGUCCUCGCAGAAGAAGAUGGUGAAGUCUUUCACUCCUGACCACACCAUCUAUGCUCGCUCCAAAACGGCUGUCUACAAGGUUCCACCAUUCACCUUCCAUGUGAAAAAGAUGCGUGAAGGAGAAGUGGAGAUCCAGGGAACCGAGAUGGUGGAAGUUGGUGGGGAAGCAGAGGAGGUGGAAAAUGCAGUGAUGGAGGGAAUAGAAGAUGAGAAGAUGGAUAUGGAAGGUGGCGAGAUGGUGGAGGAAGACGACGAGACAGAAGAUAGCCCUGAGAUGAGAGCGCUACUGGAGAGGGGAGAAGAGCUGGUGUUAGUGGAAGACCAUGACAGAGAUAGUGAUUAGUGUUUGUGUGUGUGUGUUUGGGUGCUUACACAUUAGAGAAGCUUGUAACAGAAUGUUUGAUUGGUAGGACAGUAUGGAAGGCUCAGUUUGAUAUCAAAUGUCAAUACAGCAGAUUUGAUUUCCGAAAGCUCAACUCUCUGAGAUGCUAAUCUGUGAACUGAUGCCUAAAGUGGUUUUGGUUGCUUAUCAGAACAUCAGUUUCACCAAACCCUGAAUAUUUUCCUCUACAUCUUCGCAGAGCACCAUCUCCAUUAAAGUGUUUGCAGCAUUCUAUGACAUAGUAUAACCUCUAGUGUGUAGGUGCCCUGAGCAUGUGUGCUGUACUGCUAGUCCAGAUAUUGGAUUCUGCAGGAGAAUGUGAAUGUGUUUGUUUGCAUGUGUGUAUCUGCAUAUUUUCUAUCAGCAGAAUGUUUCAAAUUUAGGGUGACUCUAUUCACCUAAUGUAUGUGCGAGUGAGAGAUUUACUGUACUAGUUCAAGUAACUUAGUUCCUUGAGUGAAUCUUGUUUAUUAAGACUAGGCGUGCCAAUCAAUAAGAUGCAACAUGGUAUCUGGGAACAUUAUUGUGCUAGACGGACAGGAUGAACAUAAAAUUGCUACUCUAUGAAACAGUUAAUGGACAGAUGGCUUGAUCAAAUGAACAACAUACUUGUUUGCAGGUAGUUCUUUUGUUCUAAAAGAUUAAUUGGUCACACUUUAUAUUAGGUGGCCUUCACAACAUUGAAGAUUGUCUUGAUCUAUUGUGUAGCCACAUUCCCACAUUUACUGCUCAUGAGUUUGGAGUGUGGAUAGGUUAAGGAGUAAGGGUUGGGUUACAGUUAACAGUUUAACUGCAAAUGAAAUGAUAAAUGUAUUGCAUCAAAUUUUUUAUUAACUACUACAUAGUAGUUAAGGCAAUCUAAUAUAAAGUGAGACCAAUAAUUUUCCUUCUUGUUCUAGUCUCACAUGUAGAGUUACAGACUGUUCUUCACUUUUCAUAGAAGGUGGAGGAACAAACCAAAAAAAGAAAACCUGAAGUAUUGCUUCUAUGUGCUCAUUUUUAUAUAUCUUUAUAUAUCUUAGAGUUUAAUGAAUAAUGUUACAUUUCUGUUAAAGUCAAACUGUUACACUGAUUAUUUUUGGUCUUAUGUGAUAAAUUCCACAAAUAGUAAAUAGUAUAAGAAAGAAGAAUACAAAACCACAUUUAAACAUCAAAAAUGAUUGUGACUAUAUGUUUUUGUCCUUUUGCAUGAUUUUUACUAUCAAAACAGAUUAUAAAAAGAAGUAUAAAUGUCUAUAAAAUGAUCUUCAGAAUGGCACUGCAGGUUUGCUUAUAGGCACCAGUGCUCCUUACCCAUUUAAAACUACUGUUUAUGUAACAUUUGCACGUCCCCUGGUGGACAUGUGUGGUUGUAAUGGGCCAAUGAGCUAUGAACCCUUAGCCUCAUUUAUUGACCUAAAAGCACAAAAGUUACAAAGUUAAAGUGAAACAGGUAUGAACAGCAAAAAGCUACAGCUAUUAUCAUCAGCACCUCUGAUCUUAAGUGAAACACAUAUAAUGAAUCACUGCCAUUAUUUAGAGCACAAUCAUUUAUCUGAUGUGUUAAUUUCAUUCUCCAUGUGUAGAUAUAAUUUCAGCUAUUGCAUAAUUUUGCAACCCUUUUACUCUGCUUUAAUCAGUUUUUUUUCUUUGUUUUAUUUUUGCUUGUGUAGCUGAUGAUGCAUAUGAAUAUUCUCUUGUAAUGUCACAGUCUUAACCACUAAUGUGUUAAUAAAAGCAACCAUGCUUCACA
Molecule: messenger RNA, 3407 nt
Organism: Cyprinus carpio (common carp)
Lineage: Eukaryota; Metazoa; Chordata; Actinopteri; Cypriniformes; Cyprinidae
Gene: cavin1b
Product: caveolae associated protein 1b
Biological process (GO): transcription initiation at RNA polymerase I promoter; termination of RNA polymerase I transcription
Cellular component (GO): cytoplasm; caveola
Molecular function (GO): rRNA primary transcript binding
Source: RefSeq, a predicted model, not a curated record